Messenger RNA from Trypanosoma theileri, 2631 nucleotides. RefSeq lists its product as uncharacterized. Lineage: Eukaryota; Euglenozoa; Kinetoplastea; Trypanosomatida; Trypanosomatidae. Bases 1 to 2631 code for a protein of 876 amino acids. The record is from RefSeq and is a predicted model, not a curated record. The transcript has a single exon.
AUGGAUGUACGGAUUCUCUACUUGACGAACCCCCCGCGGGAUCUGCGGCUCUCUGAAGAAGAACGACAGAAAGCCUUUACCGUUACGAUUCCAUUAGAGAAGAGAAGUGAUGGUCAUUUCACCGCAACCGCGCGGACUGCAGUGAAGACCGUCCAUCAGCGGCUGCAGCUGCAGAUGCGGGAAAGUGCGCUGCUGCUCAGUCUUCACGGUAUCGUACUCGACCCGCAGGAAGAUAUUGCGGAUUUAAUAGCCGAUCUCCCAUCCGGCACCCGUAGUCGUGUGGUCUUUCUUCUUUCUCCACAAACAUUGGAAAAUGUUGAGAAGGAGAAUCAACAAGAAGAAAGAGAAGAAAAAGAAGAGGAAAUGAAAGAAAAGAAAAAAGGAAUUCAGGUGAAAAGAGGAGGGGUAAUGUUUGCCGAGACAUCAUCUCCAUCUAUGGAGGCCACAGUCCUCACAUCUGUGGAUCCUCAUAAAAUGUAUUCCUCUCAAUGGGAAGAAGAAGGAGAAGGAGAAGAAUCCUCUUCACAUCAUCGACAACAAUAUCAAUAUCAAUAUCAAUAUCAACAACAAGAGUCUCACACAAUAAAAACAACAAAAACAAAAACAAAAAAAACAAAACUAUUAUCGUCGUGUGUGUUUAGGGAAUCUUGGUUAAAUCCACGACGAUGUGUUCGUUGCGGUGCGGUGCGAUCACAACAUCGAUUGUUUACCCCAACACGGCAAGAACAACUCCAGGAGGGAAUGAUAACACCCAGAGAAGGACUCCGCCGUCGUCCUUUACAAGAAGCAUCACAACAAUCAUUCCCACUCUCAACAUCACAUUCUAGUAUAGUGAGAAGUCCACAUGUUUACAAUAAUGAAACAGUGGAAGAAAAAGAAAAUAUGCCAAAUAACAUUGCAUAUACAUCAACAUAUUAUUAUGCCGAUCCACGUCAGUGGAAACCACAGCGAGACCAACGUUAUCAUCCAAUGGUAGAAGCAUGUGAUGAUUUCCUCAGUUCCUGGGGAAAUCCUAAUUUAUGUUGUCGUUGUCAUCGAAGAAAAGAUGCCCAUCCUCGAGAGGUUCAGCACACAACUCCACAAAAAGCAUCAUUCUCUCUUAAACGAUUUCACAACUCCUCUUCUUCUCCUUCACAUUACAAGAAGAAUGGUACUUCCUCACCAAGACGUAUUCGUGUAGCAUGUGAACUUUUCACCCCUUUAUGGAAUAAUAAUGACUACUGUUCAACCUGUUAUAUAGAUCGGGCUAAUCAUACAUUAGAAUCACAGCAACGUUCUUCAUUUAUUCAAGCGUCCCCUAAACGUUCACUCUUUUCACCUAAUAGACGAAAUAAACCCCAAAUGACAGACUGGCUCUCCACUUCUCCAUCAGGGAAACAGGAAUCUAUUCAUCCUAGCAAGAUCAAACAGCAUUCUACCACUGUUUCCUCAUCAUCAGGGCGAAGAAGUCAAACGAAACAUUUUGUAAAGAUGCCUUCUCUUGCUGUUGCUCCUGCUAACACUACUACUACUACUACUAAUAGUGUUAAUGUUAGUAAUCUUUCUCAUCAUCCCCCUUCGUCUUUUUCUUAUUCGCCUUCCUCAUCUGUCUCUAUCAUUGGUUGCUCGGUAAUUCCAACACCGCAGCAGGUGCUAAGUUACUCUAGACAUCCCUCUACUGCGGUGGGAUCUUCUGUGAUAAAAGACUCUGUCGUAACGACAUCCCCAAGAAGAAGUGGAAAUAACUCUUUCUCUAAACGAGAAAUACCAUGGACUAUUGUACUUCAAUAUCUAACUUUAGAUGGGCUCUUAGUAUGUCGACAGGUCUGUUCAACUCUGCGCACUGCGGCUAUUCCUCUUAUUCGUGCAAAUUUAAGGUAUAUUAUAGACAUACUUGAUGUACCUCAACAAAAACGGGAAAUACUUGCAGAAUGUGCUGAUCUUUACGCCUCAUUAUUUAUGAAAGUCAUACAUCGAAAAAACUUGUCGUUUGAACCACUUGAUGCUCCCACGGGUAUACUCUCUUUUUUUCAUCAUUCUGUCUUGGAGCUUUUCCAGGCGACACAGGUGUUAAACGCUAACGCAGAAGAUGCGUAUACAUUAGUGAAGGAACAAUUGAAAAGGUUGGGAUUGAAGAAAGAGAAAGGAAACCAGUAUAGAGAUCAUUGUGUUCCUUCACCUUCCAGAAUGGCUAUGGCUAUUGCAAGAGGCGAUACAUUGAUGAAUGACGAGUUUAAUGAAGAGGAUGAACUCACUUACUACAAUGAUGAUAAUAAUAAUAAUAAUAAUAAUAAUAAUAAUAAUAAUAAUAAUAACAAUAAUAAUACUAAUGACAUGGAUGGUGUGAGUUCUUUAAUCCAAAACGUGGCAUGCUGUGAUACUUCCUCGCUUCCAGAGAAGGUAUCACAUUGUAUCCGAGAUGCUUUUGAGGAAAUUGCCAUUCUAGCUGCGUCAUCACUUGUUCGUCUAAGUAAAGAUGGUAAAUUAGAUGAUCUUGAUUUUCAUGUACGAAACACCCGGUUUAUGUCACUUGGUGAAUUUUUUGAAGAAAAUGCCCUUAUGCCUAUUGUUGACUUUCUCCAUGCUGUAGAAGUAGUGGUAAGACUAAAAUGGAAAGCUCGAAGGUGUUUAGAGAGGUUACAUAAAGUAUAA